Siniperca chuatsi (mandarin fish) is the source of this 5021-nucleotide messenger RNA. RefSeq names its product probable phospholipid-transporting ATPase IIA. The transcript is spliced from 28 exons. Gene Ontology annotation, cellular component: plasma membrane; trans-Golgi network; endosome. The record is from RefSeq and is a predicted model, not a curated record. Gene Ontology annotation, biological process: endocytosis; phospholipid translocation; retrograde vesicle-mediated transport, Golgi to endoplasmic reticulum. The coding region runs from base 106 to 3246 and encodes 1046 amino acids. Gene Ontology annotation, molecular function: ATPase-coupled intramembrane lipid carrier activity; ATP binding; magnesium ion binding. Lineage: Eukaryota; Metazoa; Chordata; Actinopteri; Centrarchiformes; Sinipercidae.
UAGAGCCGUCCUGUGUGAGUGACAUCAGGGAAGCCUCCGCCCAGAACCGCUAGUACAACCAGGCGGACUGCCUACAGCUUCUAGCCGCUACCAGGAGCUGCAGGAAUGACCGACAAUAUCCCCCUACAGCCCGUGAGACGGCCGAAAAGACAAGACAGUAAACACAGAAAUGGGUGCUGCCCGUGGUCGAGAUGCUGUGGCAUGGGUGACUUCCGUCCCCGCACCGUGUGGCUCGGCCACCCAGAAAAGAGGGAGCAGAGGUACCCCAGGAAUGUCAUUAACAACCAGAAGUACAACUUCUUCACCUUCCUGCCUGCGGUGUUGUUCAAUCAGUUCAAGUACUUCCUCAACUUGUACUUUUUGCUUUUGGCCUGCUCUCAAUUUAUCAAGGAGCUACGCUUAGGUGCGCUCUACACCUACUGGGUCCCUUUGGGUCUUGUUUUGAUUAUUACCAUCAUGAGAGAGGCAGUUGAAGAAAUAAGAUGCUAUCUUCGAGACAAAGAAGUGAACUCUCAGAUUUACAGCAAGCUUUCAACAAGAGGCACAGUGAAGGUUAAAAGCAGCGGUAUUCAAGUUGGAGAUCUUAUAAUCGUGGAAAAGAACCAGCGUGUUCCUGCUGACAUGAUCUUUUUAAGGACCUCUGAAAGAAAUGGCUCCUGUUUCCUGCGGACUGACCAGCUGGAUGGAGAGACGGACUGGAAACUACGCCUCCCAGUGGCCUGCACACAGAGACUGCCAACUGCUGCCGACCUUCUACAGAUCAGAUCAUAUGUGUACGCAGAAGAACCAAACAUUGAUAUCCAUAACUUUAUUGGAACUUUCACCAGGGAAGAUGGGGACCCUCCAGUCAACGAAAGUCUGAGCAUUGAGAACACCCUUUGGGCCAGCACUGUUGUUGCCUCUGGCACAGUGGUGGGGGUUGUGAUUUACACAGGCAGGGAGCUGCGCAGUGUCAUGAACACCUCCAACCCAAGGCACAAGGUGGGUUUGUUUGACUUGGAGGUGAACUGUUUGACUAAGAUCCUGUUUGGGGCCCUAGUGGUGUUGUCACUGGUCAUGGUGGCCCUUCAGCACUUCGCUGGCCGUUGGUACCUCCAGAUCUUUCGCUUCCUACUACUCUUCUCUCACAUUGUACCCAUUAGUUUGCGUGUCAAUCUGGAUAUGGGAAAGAUGGUUUUCAGUUGGAUGAUUAAGAAAGACUCCAAGAUCCCGGGGACGAUGGUGAGGGCUAGCACCAUACCUGAACAGCUUGGACGCAUCUCCUACCUGCUGACUGACAAAACAGGGACUCUUACUCAAAAUGAAAUGGUGUUCAGGCGGCUCCAUCUUGGAACUGUGGCAUAUGGGAUGGACUCAAUGGAUGAAGUACAGAGCCAUGUGUUCAGCGCCUACACACAGCCCACCCAUGACCUUCCAGCCUCCAGGGCUCCAGCAGCUACUAAGGUCCGCAAGACCAUCAGUAGUAGAGUUCAUGAGGCUGUGAAGGCCAUCGCCCUGGUGCACAACGUGACACCCGUAUACGAGGCCAACGGUGUGACAGACCAGGCCGAGGCGGAGCAGCAUUAUGAAGACACAUGCAGAGUCUACCAGGCUUCCAGCCCAGAUGAGGUGUCGCUGGUGCAGUGGACUGAGAGCGUUGGUCUGACACUUGUGGGAAGAGACCAGUCCUCCAUGCAGCUGCGGACCCCUACUGGCCAAAUACUGAACUUCACCAUCCUGCAGAUAUUCCCCUUCACCUAUGAGAGCAAAAGGAUGGGCAUCAUAGUGCGAGAUGAAUCUACAGGAGAAAUCACUUUCUACAUGAAGGGUGCUGAUGUGGUAAUGGCAGGCAUCGUCCAGUAUAAUGACUGGCUGGAAGAGGAGUGUGGGAACAUGGCGAGGGAAGGCCUGAGGGUCCUUGUGGUCUCCAAGAAGUCCCUGACAGAAGAGCAGUAUCAAGAUUUUGAGGCACGGUACGUCCAGGCCAAGCUCAGCGUCCAUGACCGCUCACUGAAGGUGGCUACAGUGAUUGAGAGUCUGGAGAUGGAGAUGGAGCUGCUGUGUCUGACUGGGGUGGAGGACCAGCUCCAGACCGAUGUCAGGCCCACCCUGGAGAUCCUCCGCAAUGCAGGCAUCAAGGUUUGGAUGCUGACAGGAGACAAGCUUGAAACGGCCACAUGCACCGCUAAGAAUGCCCAUCUGAUCACCCGCAACCAGGACAUCCAUAUCUUCAGACCAGUGACAACACGAGGGGAAGCCCACCUGGAGCUCAACGCUUUCAGGAGAAAACACGACUGCGCGUUGGUGAUAUCGGGGGACUCGCUUGAGGUUUGUCUGAAAUACUAUGAGUAUGAGUUCAUGGAGCUUGCAUGUCAGUGUCCCGCUGUGGUUUGCUGCCGAUGUACCCCCACUCAGAAGGCUCAGAUAGUCCGGCUGCUGCAAGAACGCACAGGCAAACUCACCUGCGCUGUAGGGGAUGGAGGAAACGAUGUCAGCAUGAUCCAGGAAGCCGACUGUGGCGUGGGAGUAGAGGGAAAAGAAGGAAAGCAGGCCUCGUUGGCUGCCGACUUCUCGGUGACUCAGUUCAAACAUUUAGGCCGUCUCCUCAUGGUCCACGGUCGGAACAGCUACAAAAGGUCUGCAGCCCUCAGCCAGUUUGUCAUCCACAGGAGCCUGUGCAUCAGUACCAUGCAGGCAGUCUUCUCCUCUGUUUUCUUCUUUGCUUCAGUCCCACUCUACCAAGGAUUCCUGACUAUUGGCUACUCAACCAUCUACACCAUGUUCCCGGUCUUCUCCCUGGUGCUGGACAAAGAUGUUAAGUCAGAGGUUGCAAUGUUAUACCCAGAAUUGUACAAAGAUCUCUUGAAGGGUCGACCGCUAUCUUUCAAGACAUUUCUAAUAUGGGUCUUGAUAAGUAUCUAUCAAGGGAGCAUCAUCAUGUACGGGGCGAUGCUGCUCUUCGAGUCAGAGUUCGUCCAUAUCGUUGCCAUUUCCUUCACCUCUCUUAUCCUGACUGAGCUGCUGAUGGUGGCCCUGACCAUUCAGACGUGGCACUGGCUCAUGAUAGUCGGCGAGCUCCUGAGCUUGGCCUGUUACGUCGCCUCACUCGUCUUCCUGCACGAGUUCAUAGACGUAUACUUCAUCACCACAGUAUCAUUCCUGUGGAAGGUGACUGUCAUCACGCUCGUGAGCUGUCUGCCCCUUUACAUCCUCAAGUACCUACGCAGACGUUUCUCCCCGCCUAGCUACUCCAAGCUGACCUCUUAAAGACUGAGAGGAGCCUCCUGCCUGAUUUACUGCGGGAUAACAGAAAGGUGUCUCCAUCUUCAUCCAGCAGCGCCUGCGCUUAGACCAGAGAAUCAAACAUGGAUUCAUACCCUUUACUUUGUUCUGAAAAGGUCGACUUGGAAAUGUGAAAGACGGAUAAUUUUGUCAGGGACAGGUUUGCUGAGAGAGAGAGUUUGUGUUAAAAAGCAGUGUUACUUGCUAUAUGUGUUUGAUGCAAAGACUAACUGAUGAUUUCUCUAUGUGGAAAACAACUGCAGUGAAUUGUAGGUUGAGUUAGUUUAACCUAUUUAUUUGUUCAGAAUUCUGAACAUGAACAUGAAAAUGUCCUGAACAGAAAUGUAAAUAUGUAAUGUAACAACACGCGGCUAUUUAGCCUGUAUGUAAUAAAUUAAGGCACGAAAUCAGUUCAGUAAAUUAUGCAGGUCCAGUUUGUUUUAUAAUGUCAAAAAUCACAUCAAGGAAAGUAACUGGAAAAGUUGGAUGUCUCUCACUCAGUUCUGUAGAUGUGUCAUUUGGGCUGGAAACACAUUUUCUCUCAUUUCCAGUUCCAUCUAAAAUAGUAAAGCCGUUUUUUUUUUUUUUUUGGUUAGACACUGAAAUUGACGUAGCAUUCUCACUCAGGACUUGAUUCACACUCUCCUUAAACAGUGAAAUGGAGUUUGAGAAUUAUAUGGUUAAAAAAAAAGUUUACUGGCUAGACUUUGCAUAAAACACCCGUCUGCAAGUUUGUGUAUUUGUUUAUGCGUCACCGCGAUGCUACAGCCCGACACGGCGGAGGUGGUGUGGUUGUUUAUUUUAGCAUGACCUGUGGUGUCUGAUGUUAAAUCUGUCUUUGUCUCUUUGUAUGGACCCUGAGUUGUUAGUGUUUGUGGAACGCGGUCAAAACAGCCACAAAGGAGUGUUGGUUAUUUGCAGCCCGAAACCUUCCGCCGGGGCACCCGACAGUCUGUAUGUCUGCAGGGGAAUGUGCAGCCUGUCAUGUGGCUGCUUGGCAGGCCAGCACUGGCCACACUUCAGCAUUGCAUGAUGACUCACUGUAACAGUGACCUAAAGCCAUAACUGAAAAUACCACGGUGACCGGCGUCCAGCUGCCCCUUUCAUGUCGUCUAAUCCAAGGCCCCCUCACUUCUACUAACCUCCACAGUUCAGCUGUGAAAGAAAAAAGAUCAAAUCACCUCUCCUCAGUCAGACACAAUGUGAGUAGAGAGUAUUACUACUGCACACUGAUGACACAUGAUACUACACUCCUCGUAUUUCAUUUCACUAGUAGUGUGAUGGUGGAUAUACUGUAAAUAAUUAGCAACUAACAGAAUAACAUGACCACACUGUCACUUAUUUCAAAUCAGUUCAAAAUAUUAUUUCAAUUAAGUUGUAAAAAAAGAAACAUUUCUCACUUUUCUCAUGUGACUUGAUGAAUCUUGUGAAUGUGUCAAACAGAGCAUCCAGGGUGCCAUAAGUAAUCAUAUCAUUUCCAUAUGUUAAAAACUAAAAUUUUAAUCCCCUCUGAAUUCAGCAAGUUGUUUGCACAGAAUUUUGUUUUGUACAACUUAUUAUUAUAUUUUUAUGUUGUAAUAGAAUUGCAAAACAUAAAUGAUGCUAAGAUGAUUUGGUUGCUUGUAAAUAACCUGUAUUUUUUAUUUAUUAACAUGUUUUAUUUAAUGGUGUUGAUUGCACUCAAAUGAGCAGAACAAAAAGGGAGAAUUGUGUUGAUGUCAAUGUUGUGAUGAUGAUUAAUAAAUCUCAUGUUUUCUUUU